This is a messenger RNA of Sander lucioperca (pikeperch), 2336 nucleotides long. Its product is annotated as E3 ubiquitin-protein ligase TRIM39-like. The transcript has 2 exons. Gene Ontology annotation, molecular function: zinc ion binding; protein binding. The record is from RefSeq and is a predicted model, not a curated record. Bases 165 to 1805 code for a protein of 546 amino acids. Lineage: Eukaryota; Metazoa; Chordata; Actinopteri; Perciformes; Percidae.
GGCAUGACAAAGCAACUGAUUUCCUUGUUUACGAUUAAGUAGCUCAGAGCACUUGGUGAACUGCAUACAACAUGAGUCUCUGUGUUUGAGGAUUUAAAACAAAUUCAUCAGGAUCAUCAGGCUUUUCUCCUCCAACAUUUCUUUAACUUAUACAGUGUAUUGCCAUGUCAGGUACCAGCUGUCUGUUGUCUGAGGAGCAGUUUUUGUGCUGCAUCUGUCUGGAUGUUUUCACUUAUCCAGUCACUAUACCAUGUGGACACAACUUCUGCAAAAACUGUAUCACACAGCACUGGACUAUUAACAGUUUUCAGUGCCAGUGUCCCAUGUGUAAAAAACAAUUUAAAACACGACCUGAGCUGUCUGUCAACACUUUCAUAAAUGAGAUGGCUGCUGAGUUCAGGCAAUCAGCUGGAAAGAAAAGCAGCGGGGAAGUUGCCAAACCAGGGGAAGUCCCCUGUGACUUCUGCACUGGAACCAAACUGAAGGCUGUGAUGUCAUGCUUAACGUGUCGCGCCUCCUACUGCAGUGCUCAUCUAAAUCCUCAUAUGACACCUGGCCCACUGAAAAGACAUUCCCUGACUCAUCCUGUGGAGAACAUGGAGGCCAGGGUGUGUACGCAGCACAAUAAAACACUGGAGCUGUUCUGUAAGACUGACCAGACGUGUGUAUGCUCGGACUGCACUGUUUCAGAACACAUGGCACACAAUAUUGCUUCUCUGAAAGACGAAUAUGAAGCAAAGAAGGCUGACCUGGAGCAGGAAGAGGCUGAAAUCCAGCAGAUGAUUCAGAACAGAGAGCUCAAGAUCCAGAAAAACGAACGGUUAAAAAUGCACAGUGAGAAAGAUGCAGAGAGAGAGAUCGCAGACGGCGUUCGUACCUUCACCGCUCUGAUCCAGAAGGCCGAGAGAGACUUGAACGAGCUUAUUGAGACGAUUCAAGAGAGGCAGAAGACGACAGAAGAACAGGCCGACGGCUUUAUCAAAGAACUGGAACAAGAAAUUCAUGCACUUAGGAAGAGAACGGCUGAGGUGCAGCAGCUCUCGCGUAUUCAAGACCAUCUUCACUUCCUCCAGAGUUUCACAUCCAUGGACGCUGCUCUGUGCACCAAGAACUGGACAGAAGUCAGCAUCCGUCCGCCGUCAUACGAGGGGACUGUGUUGAACGCUGUGGCUGAGCUGGAGGAGGUGAUCAGCACAGAGAAGAAGCAGCUGCUUCAUGGGGCCAGGCUGAAGAGGGUCCAGCAUUACGCUGCGGAUGUGAUUCUUGAACACCGCACAGCUAAUCCCUGGCUCAUCCUGUCCGAUGAUGGGAAACAAGUCAUGUGUGGUGAGGUGAGGAGGGACCUACCAGACAACCCGGAGAGAUUUUCUCUUUACGUCAUCGUCUUGGCGCGGCAGAGCAUCUCCUUUGGAAGAUUUUACUACGAGGUUCAGGUUACAGGGAAGACUGACUGGACUCUGGGAGUGGUCAAAGUGUCAGUGGACAGGAAGGGAACAAUCCCACUAAGCCCUUUGAGUGGCUACUGGGCUGUGGCUUUGAGGAACGGAAACGAUUACCUCACUCUUUCUACCCCCGUUGUCAGCCUCAGUCUAAACUCGAGGCCUCAGAAGGUGGGGGUGUUUGUGAGCUACGAGGAGGGUCUGGUCUCCUUUUAUGAUGUGGAUGCUGCAGUUCAUCUCUACUCCUUCACCGACUGCUGCUUCACCGAGGCGCUCUGUCCCUUCUUCAGUCCGGGUCUUCAUCACGGUGGCACGAACUCCACCCCUCUGACGAUUUCACCUGUCAGCCCCACCGAUUUGAUCUGAUCAGUCAUUUAGAAAAAAAAAAAAAUGAUUUCAUGUGUCAUCAAAGGAUCAAAGUGGCAUAAACAGACAAGAAAACAGAACCAAAAUUCACAAUCCUCUUUUUAAAAUUGUUACGGUGAAGGCGCAAACAAUACUCACUCAUUCAGCAGGCUACGGGAGUCAUGUUUUCGUUUAAUAUUCACUUUGAGUUGGUCUGUUAUGGGGGGUGGAGGAGUCUAUUUUUUAGGAUAGCAAGGAAUUGCCCUUUUAAAUGUUUCUUGGCCUGGAUUUAUAUUUUAUUCCAUUCUCCAUGCUGUCUCUGUGUGACAGCUUAGCAGGACCACUAUGUCAGUUUUGAGGAACAGGAUACAUGUGGAUCUUAGUUUUUGGUGAUUAUAUGUCUCUGCAGAGAGUAUCAGUUUUCUGUAGCCAUCGGCAUCUUCUCUUUAUUCUGCAGAAAUAACAACUACUGUUAAAGAUGCUCUAAGCGAUGUCACACGUUUUUUAGGCUACAACAUUUUUUUGUCACAUACAGCAAACAUCUCCUCACUA